Drosophila subobscura is the source of this 1379-nucleotide messenger RNA. RefSeq names its product gustatory receptor 10a (gene Gr10a). NCBI's taxonomy places the organism in Eukaryota, Metazoa, Arthropoda, Insecta, Diptera, Drosophilidae. The transcript has 2 exons. The record is from RefSeq and is a predicted model, not a curated record. Gene Ontology annotation, cellular component: membrane. Gene Ontology annotation, biological process: sensory perception of taste. Bases 112 to 1353 code for a protein of 413 amino acids.
AUUAUGCACAGGUGGCACAGCCAUAGAGACACGCAAGUGGUCGCUCAUGGCUCUGUACUCUGGCUUGGGGCAUCCAGGUGACAGUAUAUCCUGGCCGCUGCUAGGCUCAAAAUGUCGACAGCGGAGGAGCACGAGCAUGAGCAGCAGAGUUUCUGGGAACGGCACGAGUUCAAGUUCUACAAGUAUGGCCACAUUUACGCUGUCAUCUAUGGCCAGGUGGUCAUCGACUAUGUGCCCCAUCAGCCGUUGCGACGGGGUCUAAAGGCACUGCUGAUUGCCUACAGUCAUGUGCUGAGUCUCCUGCUGAUCCUGGUGCUGCCCGGCUACUUUGUCUAUCACUUCCGAACGCUCACCGAGACGCACGACCGGCGCAUGCAGCUCAUGCUGUACGUGAGCUUCGCGAACACGGCCAUCAAAUAUGCGACUGUGAUCGUGACAUAUGUGGCCAAUACGGUGCACUUUGAGGCCAUCAACUAUCGGUGCACGGUGCAGCGGCAGCGCCUGGAGACGGCCUUUCAGGGCGCCCCAAGGCAGCCAAAGCGGAGCUUCGAGUUCUUCAUGUACUUCAAGUUCUGCCUGAUCAAUCUGAUGAUGAUCGUGCAGGUGGGCGGCAUAUUCGCGGUGUACAGCGCCGCAGAUGGGCCCGUGGUCAGUCAGGUGCGCCUGCAUUUUGCCAUCUACGCCUUUGUGCUGUGGAACUACACGGAGAACAUGGCCGACUAUUUUUACUUUAUUAAUGGCAGUGCUUUGAAGUACUAUCGCCAGCUGCAUCUGCAGCUGAUGGAGCUGCGGCAGCAGCUGGUUGCGCUGCGGCCAGGCGGCAUGCUGAUGGAGCACUGCUGUCGGAUGAGCGAUCGCUUGGAGGAGCUGCGGCAGCGGUUCGGCGAGAUCCACCACCUCUAUGCGGAGAGCCUGCAGAUGCAUCAGUUCCAGCUGCUGGGCCUCGUGCUGAGCACACUGAUCAACAACCUGACCAACUUCUAUGCCAUCUUCAAUAUGCUGGCCAAGCAGUCGCUCGAGGAGAUUAGCAUACCGAUCGUGAUUGGCUCGGUAUACGCCACGGGCUUCUACAUCGACACCUACAUUGUGACGCUGCUCAAUGAGCACAUCAAGCAGGAGCUGGAAGGACUCGCCCUCACAAUGCGCACCUUUACCGAGCCCCCAGCCACAGUCGAGCAGUGUCUGACCCAGCAGAUCGAGCAGUUCUCGCUGGAGCUGCUCAAGUGCCGACCGCCUAUGCUCUGUGGCCUGUUGAACUUUGACCGUCGCCUGGUCUAUCUGAUAGCCGCCACUGCCUUCUCCUACUUCAUCACACUGGUGCAAUUCGAUUUGUACCUGCGCAAGCGGUCCUAAAACAGCAAACAAACCCUCGCAGACAC